CCGACACUUCAAACUGUGGGUGUUUGAACUUUUGAGGUGGGAAGAAAAAAAAAAUUCUCUAGUAAGAAAACUCCUUUUUACAAGAAAUAAAUGUUACAAUCGCAACAGUUGUACCUACCAAACCAAUGGAAAAUUUAAGUCCCUUGCCAUUUGUACUUUUGAUUUUUCUUCUUCUCAAUGUGACCGCUUCAGUGGCAGCACCCACAGCAGAAUCUGUGUAUACCUCUUUCCUCAGGUGUCUCACAAACAACACUAAAUCCCAAGACCAUGUUUCCGACAUAGUUUUUGCUCAAACCAACUCGACCUUUUCUUCUGUUCUCCAAGCCUACAUUCGAAACGCCCGAUUCAACACCACUUCAACCCCCAAACCCUUGCUUAUAGUCACUCCCUUUGAAGAAUCCGAUGUCCAAGGUGCUGUGAUUUGCGCCAAAAGCAUUGGGAUUCAACUCAAGAUCAGGAGUGGUGGCCAUGACUUCGAAGGCAUCUCGUAUGUCUCCGAUCAACCUUUCAUCAUCAUCGACAUGUUCCAGUUCAGGAACAUCACUGUCGAUGUGCAAAACGAGGUUGCUGUGGUUCAAGCUGGUGCCACACUUGGGGAGGUUUAUUAUAGGAUUUGGGAGAAGAGUAAAGUUCACGGCUUUCCUGCUGGGGUGUGUCCCACUGUUGGUGUUGGUGGCCACUUGAGUGGAGGCGGGUAUGGUAACAUGUUGAGAAAACAUGGGUUGUCAGUUGAUAAUAUUGUUGAUGCUAAAAUUGUUGAUGUCAAGGGUAGGAUUCUUGACAAGAAGGGUAUGGGGGAAGAUCUUUUCUGGGCUAUCAGAGGAGGGGGAGGGGCAAGUUUUGGAGUCAUAUUAUCAUUCACUGUUAAACUUGUUCAAGUGCCUAAAGUUGUUACUGUUUAUAGGGUGGUAAAGAGUUUGGAUAAGAAUGAGAAUACCACUGAGUUUGUCUUGCAAUGGCAGCAGGUGGCGCCGCACACUGAUGAUAGGCUUUUCAUGAGGCUGCUGUUGCAGCCUGUGAGUUCUAAGGUUGUGAAGGGCCAGAAAACCAUCAGAGCCACUGUCAUUGCUUUGUUUCUUGGAGGUGCUGAUGAAGUUGUUACACUGAUGGGGAAGGAAUUUCCUACUCUUGGCUUGAACAAGGAGAAUUGCACUGAGAUGAGUUGGAUUGAUUCUGUGCUUUGGUGGGCAAAUUUUGACAAUACCACAAAGCCUGAUGCACUGCUUGACAGGAAUGUAAAUUCAGCAAGUUUCCUCAAGAGGAAAUCUGAUUAUGUGCAGAAACCAAUUUCCAAAGAGGGUUUGGAAGGGAUAUGGAAGAAGAUGGUUGAAGUGGGGAAAACUGGGUUUGUUUUCAAUCCUUAUGGAGGGAAAAUGAGUGAGGUUUCGUCUGAUGCAACGCCCUUUCCUCACCGUGCAGGGAACUUGUUCAAGAUUCAGUACUCAGUGAAUUGGGAAGAACCGGGGAUUGAAUUGGAAAAUAAUUUUACUAGACAAGCUAGAAUGUUGUAUAGUUACAUGACCCCUUUUGUGUCCAGAAAUCCAAGAAGUGCCUUCUUAAAUUACAGGGACCUUGAUAUUGGUACCAAUAGUUUUGGAAAUAAUAGCUAUGAAGAAGGAGCUGUUUAUGGAGUCAAGUACUUCAAUGACAAUUUUGACAGGUUGGUGAAGAUCAAGACUGCAGUUGAUCCAGAAAACUUCUUCAGAAAUGAACAGAGUAUUCCAACUCAUACAGGAUUGAACACUACUGGUGCAAGUAAAUCUGGUGCUUCCGAAUUGUCACACUUCAGUCUUUAUUGGAAACUGAUGGUAAAGGUGGGAGGUUUGCUCCUCCUUGAAUUAUUUAUAUGAUUGCUGUAAUCGAAUAUGGAGUUAUAGUAAUUAGGUUGUUUUAUUUUUAUCUUUCCUGCAAAGAAAAAAUGUAUAUCUAGCUCUUUUGUGUACUGGGAAUUUUCGAAUUGGUGUUUAGGUUUGUUGAAUAGUCCAGCAGAAAGGAUAAGUUAAAGUCAAGUAAAUGUUUCCUUUUUGGAAAGAAAGGAACCAUUGAAGUAUGGCAGAAAGUGAUUGCUGGUUAAUGAUCUCAUUCAAAAUUGACUAAUAAAAAUCAUAAGAUAAGAUUUUAAGAUA
Messenger RNA from Vigna angularis (adzuki bean), 2126 nucleotides. RefSeq names its product berberine bridge enzyme-like 21. Bases 126 to 1850 code for a protein of 574 amino acids. NCBI's taxonomy places the organism in Eukaryota, Viridiplantae, Streptophyta, Magnoliopsida, Fabales, Fabaceae. Gene Ontology annotation, molecular function: oxidoreductase activity; FAD binding. The transcript has 2 exons. The record is from RefSeq and is a predicted model, not a curated record.